Lineus longissimus is the source of this 2487-nucleotide messenger RNA. RefSeq names its product transmembrane protein 42-like. The transcript is spliced from 4 exons. NCBI's taxonomy places the organism in Eukaryota, Metazoa, Nemertea, Pilidiophora, Heteronemertea, Lineidae. The record is from RefSeq and is a predicted model, not a curated record. Bases 100 to 564 code for a protein of 154 amino acids. Gene Ontology annotation, cellular component: membrane.
CGAGAAAGCUGACCACCAAUUUCUUACUUUUAUCUUAGGCCCAUCAGAUAGUCGCUUCAAAUUGGCUAAUUGGUUCCUGUUCAGUGUAAAUGCUCAUCCAUGACAUUGACAAUGUAUGGUCAAGGACUUGCCGUUUUAGCUGGAUUCUUUGCGGCAGUUGCAUCUCUUGUUGGAAAACUUGCCAUGGCUGGAAAGGAAACGAUGGAACUUUGUGAGCGUCUUGAAGACGCUCUUAAGCAGGACAGACUUAUAGAUAAUCUGGACUGUCAAGCUAUCGUUGCCUAUGUCCGCCUUGGCUGCUUUGUUCUCAUCUUCCUCUUCAACGCCAUCAUGUGGACAUGCUUCGUCAAGGCCCUCCGCGGAUGUAAUUCUUCUGUAGAAGCUGUGGUAACAAACACUGCUGCCAACUUGUUUUGCACGGCGAUAUUUGGUCGCGUGUUCUACAAGGAAACAUUAUCAUUGAUGUGGUGGAUGGGAGCGACACUCAUUCUCGUUGGCCUGGUCGUGAUCAGUCAGGGUGGAACCAGCCUUGUUGAGGAUGACAAAGUUAAGAAGCAGAAAUAAGACUUCAAAUUGAAUCUACAGAAAUUGGUAGUCAAGAGUGAGAGAUGGAUAACGAACAAAGCCAGACGUGCCGCGUUGUUUCAGAUGAGCAGUGGAGGAGCAGACUACAGUUUGAGAUAAAUGACGAUUGGUGACUGUUUGAGGAGAAAAUGUGCUGAAUCCAAACCCGAUUGUCAACGAAUAUCUUAAACAUGUUUAGGACGGUGGUAACAUUUUGUCAAAUGAGUUGCUGGAAGGAGAACUGAUGGCCAGACUGCUAUUGGGAUACCACUUAAGUCGAGAGUGUUUGGAGGUCAAUCUUCUCUAAGUCAAAUGCUAAGAAGAGGAGACUGUUCUGAUAAAUUGGUUGCAACUUUGUUGGGACUGUGUCAAACGUGCUACUGAAAGAGGGAUUGCUGAGGCACUGGUACGAAUGUUUUAGGUACACCAGCAAUCAAGAAAGUAGCUCGAUAUGGCCAUGUUUAGUAGAAUGUCUUUGGCUACUGAGCCACUGAUAGCUAUCUCUGCAGCACUGGGACAGCAUCCAGUAAGAGGAUGCAGGCAGAGUUGCUUUGGUAAUAUGGCGGUGCGCGCUGGGCCAUUCCAUUUCCCGGAUUUUCCCGGAGUCGCUAUGGUAGAAAGUGAGAUGGAGGGAAAAUGGAAGUCACAUGGUCUGGUUGAAGAACUGAGGAGAACAGUGUUAGGACAUGAGGGGGACAUCAUGUUUUCAACACGUUUGGGAUGAAUUGACUUCAUCGAGGUGAUAGCAGUUAAUGGAGAUAACAAUAACCUUGACAUUGAUAACAAUAACCUUGACAUUGAUAACAAUGACCUUGACACUGUUUGAUUGCGUUGUGGCAGUUGCGAGUCUGAAACAAGUGAUCAAUUAAGAACUUUACAGGAAAAUUUUGACCUAAGGUUCUAUUGCAGGAACUAGACUUGUUUGAAGAGGCAUUGUCUGGUUUGUACAAGACUUCACGUUUACAACUAUAUUUGAGGUACAUGUAGGUAAGUGAUACCAGUAUAAAUCGUCAUUAUUUCUUAGGACAGUGACACUUGCUAGGUCAGAGAAAACUCGGUGAUCUCACAAAUAACCUUCCACCUUUACAGAGUGUGUUGGAGAUGAUGGCAAUUUUGCAGAAUGGACAGAUUGCGUAAGGAGCAUUCCUUGUGUAGCCAAAGUCUGGCGGUCUGCCCCCAGCGUUGGUCAGUCUGCUGUGAAGGACGGGAGGGGUGAGGAGUGAGGGGAAUCAUCACUACGGCUAUAGAGACUGGUUCUUAGGCACUUUUCUCCUGACUUACAUGUAGCCUUUCUGACAGCAGAUUAGACAUAUAUAAUUAAUUGGAGAGCCUUCGAUACUACCAUAGACCAGUCGUGCAGGGUGAAAUCCCAACCUGACUUGCGUUUGAAUUCACGAGACCAGCACAGAGCUCCUAGGUAACCGGAAGACCGGCAGAGCUUGUCUAUUUGAAAUGCAUUUAGUUCAGCCAGGUUCUCCGGUGUGGAGAUGACUUUGGAUUGAUAUUGUGAAGAAGCCUUGUGAUUCUGAGUGCAGUCACUAAAAAAGAUGUACUCAAAGUAAGUGAAAAUGGACACUAGUUUCAUUUUCCAAUGAAACUCUUCCCUCGUAAGCUUACUUCUAUUAUUUCAUUCAGAAAAUUAUUUUCUUUCUUGAUUUUAGGUUUUUUUGCUUCUGCAUAGAAAUAGAAUGUGUAUGAUGUUGAGUAAGUUGACGUUUUAUAUUCAUAUCUAACAAUCUAAAUCCUUCACCAUCUUCACUGAAACCUCUCACAGACAAGCUGUCUACGAAUCUUAUCUAACAAUCUAACUCUUUCAGUGCCAGAGUGUUUCCAAUUAUGGCCCGCAAGGAAUACACAACACAGGUUUUUCAAGAUUUUGUAAAAUAUGAAAAAAAUUUAAAUAAAGGAGAUGAUUCCAUCGAA